GCGUCAUUGGUUACACAGCUUUGACUGGCCAUCUUGGCCCCCACAAUGCUGAGCUGGGGCGCUCCAGCGCUAUCCCUGCCAUGCAGGCACGCUGGUCCGUUACAAAGACCGACAGCAGUGAGACUGUUUGGGACAGAUAUGACCGGCAGGGCGGUCGCAUUGGUGCCGGGGGCUUCGGCUUCGUUUACAAGGCGCAGAGCCGAGCCUCCAAAGAGAUGGUCGCGGUUAAGGCUGUCCCGAAGUUGGACCUCAAGCGGGCGCCGCAAACCGCCCCUGAGCAGCUAGCACAGAUGCGAAGGCGUGAUGCUCAGCGCCUCAACGAAGAGAUCAAGAUCAUGAGGAUGUUAGAUCACGCAAACAUCGUUCAGCUCUUCGAGACCUUCGAGGAUGCUGAGAAUGUUUUCCUUGUCAUGGAGCUCUGUAGUGGCGGCGAACUUCUAGGUUUCAUCCUGGAGACUGGGUACCACAGUGAGUUGCAGGCAGCCAACAUCAUGCGCCAGGUCUUAGCCGCUGUUCGCUACAUGCACUCAGUCCAAGUGUGCCACCGAGACUUGAAACAUGCCAACACCCUGGUGAUGAGCCAAGCUUCAAUGAGCGAGAAUGUGGUGAAAGUGGUGGACUUUGGAUUGGCAUGUCAUUUCACACCUGGAGAGCCUAUGCGACAGUGCGCCGGUACGGUGGUCUACGUGGCACCACAGGUCUUGGAGUGCAAGUACGAUCAUCAAGUUGACCUUUGGAGCUGUGGAGUAUUGCUCUACAUCCUUUUGUGUGGAUUCCCGCCCUUCCGUGGAGAGACGGAUGCAGCCAUCAUGACGGCCAUUCGAAGGGGGAACUAUUCUUUUCCGUCGUCAGAUUGGUCCACCAUCAGUGAGGAAGCGAAAUCGUUAAUCCGUUCCCUUUUGAAGAUGAAGGUGAAGGAUCGCAUCAGCGCUGAUGAUGCACUUGAUCACGCCUGGAUUAAGGAUCCACCACGAGAUGGAAUGCUUCUGGGCAAGGCGUUGGAGCGAAUCCGGAAGUUCAUGGCUGUGCAGCGUCAGACACAGGAUUUGAAUCCACAGCACGAAGGAGGCGAGCCGUGCGGUGAGCCAGAACUGGCCAAGUGCACAUCGCAGUCUUCGAUUGCCACAUGGGUCCCACAAGGGAGGGCCUCGCCUGGUGCAUGGUUCCAGCAGCAACUGGCAGCUCUUGGUGCGGCUGUAGGUUCUGUGAUGACAAAGAGCACCACCAAGAGGGCUCAGGACUCUUCGCAAAACUCCAAGCCAGAGGAGACCGCUGAAGCAGUGCAGGACAUGAGCCCAAGCCAAAUGUUCCGCCUCAAGCACUUAAAGGAGGAGGAGCGCGAAGCCCAUGAAGCCAAAAUGGCCAUGCAGGAGCUGAGCCCAGUCAGCUUGUUCUUCCGGCAAAAGCAUGUGGAAGAGGAGGCUUCACCUACGAGUCCAAUGAAGCAGGUCAUUGAGGUGUCGCCCUUCGAGCCAAGCUCGCCGAGCAAAGUGCUGAGAUCCGAGGUCUCGCCCACGCCAAGCUCACCCGGCAAAGUCGUCAGAUCUGAGGUCUCGACUGCAGAGCCCAGCUUCUUUUCGCCUAGAAUCUCACCCCAAGCGGCAAAGCCGGAGGUUGUGCCAACACCAAUAUGGCUUCAGCCCUUACCAGGGAAUUCGCUGUCCUACCUCAGCAGCACAGAGAAGCCCUACGUGGAUGGAGACGAUGAUCUGCCCCCACCGCCACAGGAAUCCCCUUGUGAUAGCGAGCCAGAGCAGGAGGCAGAAAGGGCCUUUGUGGGGCAGCCCUUGGAAUUCUUCUCCAAGUCUGCAAAGCGCUGGCUGCCGUGUGAAGUGAUAAACGUCCGCAGCGACCUUGCCAUUAUGGUCAAUGUGAAGCCAAACACUUGGCUGACACUGGAGGUCCAAAGGGCCCGCAUCCGAUCGCCACAGCUCCGAAAGGUGCAGGAUGGCAUCCCGGCAGUGCAUGAUAUUGAUCAAUUUGCAACUGUGUCGUCAGGUCGCCUUGUGGUUGGCCAAGCUGUCGAAUAUCUCUCCGCCUCUGCUGGGCGCUGGAUACCUUGCGAAGUGACGCACGUGGAUGCAGAGCAUUCCAUUCAGCUGGAUGUGAAGCCGGGGUGUUGGAUCCCUUUGCGCUACCAGAAGCAGCACAUUCGGUUGGCCAGUGCUGCUCAGGCUGAAAAGGUGUCCUCUGCCUCAGGCUAUGCUACUGCUGAAAGUGCAGACAUGGAGUUGGAGUACUACUCGUUGAAGCUCUCAGCCUGGAUCCCCUGUGUCGUCCUGGAGAAGGAGAUCGCGACGGGCAACAUUGUCAUCGAUGCGCUGCCAUAUGCCUGGAUUACGCCGGCGCAGCAGGCGAGCUACCUGAGAACUGUGGCACCUCAGAAUCUACGAGUUCCAUUGAUUGGUGACAAGGUCGUGUACUUUUCUGCAUCCCACAAGCGAUGGAUUCCAAGCAUCAUCACAGAUGUCGGAGACAAAGAUGAAGUGGAGCUGGAGAUCAAGCCAGGAGUUUGGAUCAACCGAGAGGCGCAGAGGAAAGUCCUGCGCUGGUGUGCCAGCCAACUUUGAGCCAAGCAAGGCACGCUCAGGGCCAAAGAAUUUAGAACAGGAAUUAAAGGGUGCCCAUUUCUCAUGUGUCAGAAUAUGUGGGAACCUCAUCAUGCUGUACGGAAUUGUACAGAGGAAGUGUCGGGAGAUUUGUGGAGAUGCAUACACUCGUGUGGCGAUGGUGGCAUUUGCGUUGUCGCAUCAUGCUCGCUGUGAGUGCAUCGUAGUGUCGAUCACAGCUCGCCUCAAUCCACCCAACUGUUCUGAACCGCAAUUGAACAU
Durusdinium trenchii is the source of this 2831-nucleotide messenger RNA. The record is from the annotation of a GenBank genome assembly. Lineage: Eukaryota; Dinophyceae; Suessiales; Symbiodiniaceae.